GCACGUCAUUAAUGUCAAAUUAUACGAAACAGUGUCAACUUUGUCAAAUUGUAAAAAUAUGUAGGUAUAGAAACAGUGUAAAGUAGUGUAUUGUUAAAUAUCAUUCUACUUAUUUGCCUUUAAAAUUGUACGAAUUACUAUUGUGCAAUUUGAAUUUGCGGUUAAAGUUGCAAGUCAAAAGGGAAGAUCGAUUACUUAAAAUGGACUCGUACGAAAGUGUGAUACUUGUUAAGAAUGAGGUGUUCGUUUUUAAGAUCCCACCACGAACUUCAAAUAGAGGGUACAGGGCAGCAGAUUGGAAUUUACAAGAGCCUCAAUGGACGGGGCGGAUGCGUUUGGUUGCGAAAGGCGACGAGUUGAUAAUGAAGUUGGAGGACAAAACAACCGGAGAAUUAUUUGCGAAAUGUCCUAUUGAUAAAUACCCGGGUUUGGCCCUGGAAGCUGUAACUGAUAGUUCCAGAUACUUUGUCGUUAGAAUCCAAGAUGACAAUGGCCGAAGUGCUUACAUAGGCUUAGGCUUUGGUGAUCGAUCGGAUUCAUUUGAUCUUAAUGUUGCAUUACAAGAUCACUUCAAAUGGCUAAAGAAAGAACAAGAAGGUGAACAGUCACAGCAGCAAAAUCUUGAUCUUGGUUUUAAAGAUGGAGAAACCAUUAAAAUCAAUAUGAAAAUUACUAAGAAGGAUGGCAGUGAAGGCAGUCGGACAAAGCGCGCAGGCGGCAUGUCAGUGGGUGGGCUACUGCCUCCGCCGCCGGGUGGCUCGCGUCUACCGCCGCCACCAUCACCGCAGCACGCUCCUGCCCCUACCCCCGGUGGACCUGCCCCGGCUAAUACCUCUGAAUGGGGAGACUUCAAUUCUGCAAGCGCCACCGCUCAGAAGCCAGUGACGCCUGCCAAUCAACAAAACUGGGUACAAUUUUAAAUGGAUUUCUGACAUUAGGGAGAUAUUGUAAUUUGUUGUCUGAUAUACUUAAGGCAGGUUAGUGUGUUGCACAAUACUUACAAAAUACUUAAUGUUAAAAGACUAUAAACCAAUGUUGAAAUACAGUAGAACCUCGAUAACUCAAACCUCAGUAACUUCAAAAAAUAAUAUGUUCCCUUCCCAUCAGAGCCCAAAACCUCUACAUCAUAGACCCUUGAUAACUUAAAAUCUCUAAAACUCAAUUUUUUUUGUGUUUCCCUUGGACUUUAACUUAUCAGUUCUACUGUAUAUUAACAUUUCAUUAAAUAAAUAUAUCAAAUAUAUGUAUAUGUUGUAACUCUUAUGUAAGUAGAGUUAGUAGUGGUAGAAUUUGCAGCUUGAAAAUAAAGUUUGUUAGUGGCGAUUACCGUUAGAUAAUAUGUAGUACACAUUCUCAAUUAUAUUACAGUAACACAAAGGAACAACACUCUCCAACUAUACAGAAAGUCAUUUUUCUCAUUUAGUUUAAACAUUAAAAAAUGAACAGAGUGUGGCUGCUAUAAUGUAACUCGAAUUUCCCCUGCAUUUUUGGUAUUCAAUCAUGUUGUAUUCUAAAUGUUAACAUUUUUUGUGUAAAAAAAAAACAAAUUGUGUGGUAAAUAAUCUCUGUAAAUAGCUAUUUUAGUUACAGCGGAGUUAUGUACAAAAAUAAUUUCCUUUUGUGUUCUGUUCAAACAUGUACAAAUGUAUUUAAGACCCUAUUUAAUGUACUAUUAUGUAUUGUAGAAAGCUCAACUUCCGCAUAGAUGUUUGCAUAUAAAUAUCAUGUUUUGCUUCUUUAAAAUUUAAAUACAUAAAUAAUCAUAUUAUUUCAAAGGUUUUUUGAAUUAAAUAUAGUGUCUUCGUAAAAUUAAAACAAUUGAAAGAAUGAAUUAAAAAUGAAAAUUCUUACAUCUCUGUAAUGAGGCAGGUAUGUUUUCACACACAAUUAAUUUAGAGAAAUAGUAAAAUGUUUUAAAAUAUCUUUAUUUUGUUGGCCUUAUGAAGCUAUUUUAAUAUGAAAAUAUUACAAUAUAAAUGAGAUGAACAACUAUAUGCGAAAAAAUUAUUUAAUCAUUCCUUUAAAAUAAAAAAAAAUAUUUUUGUAUAAUUUCGGGUGUAGGGCUGUUGAAUUGUGUUAGACAUCUAUGUAUUUAUAUCUCGUUUUUCCAUUUUCAUUAUAACUUAUAAGUUUAUGUUAAUCGAAAAUUAUAAAAAAAUGUAUGUUACUUUAUUAGUUUAAGUUUUUUUAUUAUGUUCAGAAAUAGAUGAUUCACUUUACGUGUUUCUUGGCGAAUUGUUCUUUAUACAUAGUUAUAUUUCAAUAUAUUCACGACUUAUAUGUGAAUUGUAAACAUACUUGAUAAUUGUAUAUGUUAUGGCAGUAGUACUGGGCACUUGUAAGUAAUUAAAACUUUGUUGCGACACUGUUUAAAUAAUAAAUAUAUUAUUAUGGA
This is a messenger RNA of Papilio polytes (common Mormon), 2395 nucleotides long. RefSeq names its product NECAP-like protein CG9132. Gene Ontology annotation, cellular component: clathrin vesicle coat; membrane. The transcript has 5 exons. Lineage: Eukaryota; Metazoa; Arthropoda; Insecta; Lepidoptera; Papilionidae. The record is from RefSeq and is a predicted model, not a curated record. Gene Ontology annotation, biological process: endocytosis. The coding region runs from base 201 to 920 and encodes 239 amino acids.